Messenger RNA from Stegodyphus dumicola, 1158 nucleotides. RefSeq lists its product as uncharacterized. Lineage: Eukaryota; Metazoa; Arthropoda; Arachnida; Araneae; Eresidae. The record is from RefSeq and is a predicted model, not a curated record.
AUGACAACCCUGGCUUCCCGCCUCUCCCAAAGAUCAAACGCUCGACGUGCUGAGAGUCCCGCCAGGUCGGAUGAGGACUUUACAAAAUACAAGGCUUUAGAUGUCAGCUCUGACUCCGAUGGAGAACCCAAAGGAGACAGAACCAGACGCACCAGAAAACCUGCGAAAAAAGCUGUUGCACCCCUGGCUGCUGCGACUGCUCCUGAAAUUCCAAAGACUCACCCUGUUGCUGAUCUCACUCCGCAACAGAAUAUGGACACAGACCCGCCCCAGUGCAGACACCUCCAACCAAUCAGAACGCUCCGAUCAACAGUGCGAGAAAAACUGCCGCCGAUUAUAAUCAAAGACAGCAGAUUCACAUGGAAUGACUUAAAAACGCUGUUUAAUAAUAAGAAUUUUUCUCUGCACGAUUUCUAUGGAGAAAACAUGAAGGACGGAAUCAAGAUUAAAGUGAAAUUGCCCACCAUUUAUCGGGAAAUGGUAAAAGUGUUAGAAGAAGAAGGCAUCAGGUAUCACUGCUAUGCGCUUCCCGAAUCUAAACAUAUAAAAGCUGUGAUACGUAACCUCCCGUCUUACAUGGACCCUGAGGAAAUUAUGAUGGAUCUAAAAGAACAUGGACUCGACGUCGUGCGGGUCAACCAACUCACUAUCAGGCGUAACGGAGAAGUUAUUAAGCUUCCCCUGUUUCUCGUUACUCUCACCCGCAAGGAGAAAAACAAGGAGAUACACCAGUUAAAAUUUGUGCUGGGAAUGAAGAUUAGUGUUGAGAGAUACCGUGGCCGUAAGGGACCCUUGCAGUGUUAUCGCUGUCAAGGGUUCCAUCACGCCCAAUCGCACUGCAAUCACGAACCACGUUGUGUUCGUUGCGGUGAACCUCAUGAAUCAUUUAACUGUGACAAGGAUAAGGCAACUCCGCCUAAAUGUGCCAAUUGUCAUGAGAUAGGUCAUACAGCUAACUACAGAUUAUGUGUGCGUUUUCCAAAACCAAAAACCACUCCGGCUGUGAAAACGUUCUCUGAUCGGGUAGUGCAUAAUAAAACUUAUGCACAAGCUUUAAACACCGGCCUCGCUCCUGAAUUUCUAACUGAAGCAAAACAAGUUGCAGCUGAGCUACGUAUGCUUGUCUCUGCUCUAAAAAAGAAACUGGAUUUACUCUGA